Mytilus californianus (California mussel) is the source of this 659-nucleotide messenger RNA. RefSeq lists its product as uncharacterized. Lineage: Eukaryota; Metazoa; Mollusca; Bivalvia; Mytilida; Mytilidae. Bases 172 to 624 code for a protein of 150 amino acids. The transcript is spliced from 3 exons. The record is from RefSeq and is a predicted model, not a curated record.
GGCCUACAUGCAUCAAUAAAACACAUAUUUGGCGAACAUGAUAACUGCAAUGAAACUUGGUGUGGAUACCUUAAAGACAAGGAUUCCUAUAUCCAUUCAAAUCUUCCUCGUGGAAAAGACCUAUGUUCGUCUGAACACAGAUCAGAUCUUGAGAAACUGUUUAUUCAAAAAAUGGUUCCACAGUCUAAAAAGCUAUCUAACUUGGGCUCAUCACAGGCAAAUGAAAGCUUUAAUAACUUAAUUGCUCUCAAAGCUCUUAAAACCAAACAUUUCUCCACAUCAGCAUCUUUAAAUUACAGAGUCAGCUCAGCCGUACUCCAAAAGAAUGAGGGUUAUAAUUAUGUUGCUGAGUUAAACACAUCUAUAGGCCUGUCACCUGGAAAUGAGACCCUAAGCAGGGGUAAUAAAUUAAACAAGAAGAGAGAGGGCAACAAAAACAGAUUAAAAAGCAAACAGGGAAAAAAACAACAUAAAGUUCUCAAAAAGAAACGCCUACAAAAAACAACAGUGGCUGAAGUCAAAGAAGGGAGAACAUACCACAGUUCAAUCGGGUUAGAAGAUUUUGCAACAAUAGACAUAGAAGAAAUACCUGCAGUUCCUGAAGCUGAAACCUUUACAACAUAGAUGAUGCACCAAUAGUUUGUUUUGAUUUAAAGACA